UCAUGGCUACAGAAACUAGCAGUGAUAAGUGUGACGUGUGUGCGGUGUUUGACGAAUGUUACCUGGCUAAAGUGGAAGAGGUCAUCCUGACUCCUAUAAAAGACAGAGGGAUCACUUGUUGUGAUAUUGAACGGGACAUAUCUCCGGGACAGCCUCGUCUGGAAGGAAUAUAUAAUCUGUUAGCACGCUCAGAGUCCGUCCUCGUCAUACAUCCAAUUCCAGAAGAACUCCUCAAUAUGUUGAAACAUGUUCAGUCACGUGGUAUCAUGUUCAAACAUUGCAUUUCUCUCACAUUUGGGAGAAAACACAAAAGUUACCAAGAAGGUAUAAUAGAUAUUUCCAGAACGCCAAACUGGCUGGACGAGGUCUUGCAUCGCAUGUCGUCACCUACCCCCACAAUCGGUGAAAAUAAUACUGCUGCGAUACUCUGCAGGAGCCCGCCAACAACACGUUUCCUGGACGUCCUCUUCACAACUGGAUGCUUAAGCAUCAGUUCAACAGACAUGAACAUUCUAGGAAUACAAAUACUGCCCUCAAAGAAAGAAGUUAAGUUGGAUUUGAACUACUGUAUGCAAAAUAUCGAGAGUCAUGAAAAGUACAAAACUCACCAAGUAAUAGAAAUGCUCCGAUCCAUCCGGUCAUUGAGCACAGAGGUGGAAUUGAGAAUCGAUGCUGAAGAAAAAGACAUGAUUAACAUUGUCAGCCGAAGUGUUGACAAAAUAUUUUCGACAAUCUGCAGUUGCGUGUUUGACGUAAGAGACCGGAAACUGCACGAGUGGAUAGUAGCAUACAGACUAAGCGGGCCCCUAGUGUUCGACAGGCAAUUCAUUGCUAGGAUUUACCAUUCAUCUAGACACGCUAUCAUAGGAAGCAGCUUUCCUGACAAAGUUCAAUAUCCAGACUUUUCUGAUGAAGAAAAGCGAAAGGAGACCUUCAGUUCAACAAUUUUUCACAAUAAGGCGACGUUGAUGGCCGAGGCGGGUUUCUUCUUUGAUGGUCUAACUGACCGUGCGCGAUGUUACCACUGUGGCGGAGCUCGGAUUGGCUGGAAAAAAUCAGAUGACCCAUGGGUCAUGCACGCGGAAGGAUUCCCAAAAUGCCCUUUGGUCAAGGAAAACAUGUCCGAAGAUGUUAUUGAGAAGAUUGUCAAAUCAGAGUUUGAAAAAACUCUUGCAGGCAAUCUUGACUACGAGUCCGUAGACAAAAGAAAGUCAACACUUGACGAUAUGUUGAUUAUGUCUGCGUGUAAGAAAAACAAUGUCUGUAUUGAAAAGUAUAGGCGUGAUGUUGCCGAGGCCGGAUUUUAUUACGUCGGUCCUGAGGACAGGGUGCGUUGUUUUUCCUGUGGAAUAAUGAUAUCCGGAAUACGUUCCCGUACUUUUCAAGAACUCCUAGUUGAGCAUGCGUGUGUGUCACCGUCCUGUGCGCAUGUGAGGAGUAAGCUUCCCCCAGAUAAACUCCAGUUUGUCUUUGAUACGAGGGCAGUCUCCAGCGAGUUCUUGUCUGUUAUAUUCUUCGUUAAGACUUAUGACAGAAUCCAAUCAAAUUGGCCGUCCAAUAUGUUGUGCUCAUGAUUUAAUUUUUUAUUGUACCUUAGUUGAACUUUGAGCUGGUCUCAUUAAAUUUGUAAAGGUCCUUUCUUUAGCUCCCACGGCACGAGAGCUGGUCUCAUUAAAUGUGUAAAGGUCCUUUCUUUAGCUCCCAUGGCACGAAGUGCCAGUGAGCUUAUAUAUGGUAUGGUACAUGAGUGGGCGUCCGUCGUCGUCAACAUUUCCGUUGACUUUUAACUUCCUCUAGAAAACUAAUAAGCAACAGAGAAGUGAUGUUUAACCAGGAAGUUGAUGGAGAAGAGUACAUUCAAUUUCCUCAUAUAAAUCACCUAGGUCUAUUUUCAAAGUCACAUGUGUCCAAUAUAUUCAAAACUUAAAGAAUAUUCUUCGUAAGUUCCAGAAGACCCAGAGGCCUGAUAUUUUCACAGCAUGUACCAAGGACAGAAUGGUAUCAAGCUUCUUCAUAUAAAUGACAUUUACCCUGUAGAUAUUUUGCCAGUAAGUACCUAUAGGACAGAGUGAUAUAAUGUUUUCCUCAUAUAAAUAAACAUGACCUAUUUUCAAGAUCACAGGGGCCAAAUCUUAAAAAACUGAUUUGCGAAUCUUAUUUUCAAGUUCUAAAAGACCCAGGGUACUC
Molecule: messenger RNA, 2187 nt
Organism: Pecten maximus
Lineage: Eukaryota; Metazoa; Mollusca; Bivalvia; Pectinida; Pectinidae
Exons: 1
Coding region: 3-1574 (523 amino acids)
Biological process (GO): positive regulation of protein ubiquitination; negative regulation of apoptotic process; regulation of cell cycle
Cellular component (GO): nucleus; cytoplasm
Molecular function (GO): ubiquitin protein ligase activity; cysteine-type endopeptidase inhibitor activity involved in apoptotic process
Source: RefSeq, a predicted model, not a curated record